AGCCCUGUGCCGCAGCGUAACAGCCAGCCUCGCGAGUCGCGACGACCACCACCCCACAGCUUCUGUGGCUAAGCCACUAGCUAGUGCACGCGCGCGCGAAGGUAGCUAGCAGACAUGGCCACCGUGGACGCCACGACGGCGGAGUCCGGCAAGGCCGCGGCGCCGGCCCCCCCCGCUCCGGCGGGCGGCUUCCCCGGCGCGGAGCUGGCCCUGCGGGCGCUCCUGUUCGCGGUGACGCUGGCGGCGCUCGUCGUGCUGGCCACCGCCAAGCAGACCGUGCUGUUCCCCGUCCCCGUGCUGGGGGCCGUCGUGCCCAUGGAGGCCAAGUUCAACCACUCGCCCGCGCUCAUAUACCUGCUGGUGGCGCUGUGCGCGACGUGCCUGUACAGCCUGCUCACGGCCCUCGGCUCGCUGAGGCCCCCCACCGCCAGGACCCUCUUCAUCCUCCUCCUGCUCGAUGUGUUCUACGCGGCGGUGAUGGCUUCGGCGACGGGCUCGGGCGGCGGCGUGGCGUGGAUCGGGCUCAAGGGCAACUCGCACACCCGGUGGAACAAGAUCUGCGACACCUACGGCAAGUUCUGCCGCCACAUCGGCAGCUCCGUCUUCCUCGCCCUCGUCGCCUCCAUCAUCCUCGUCCUCCUCGCCGUCCUCAACGCCUACUCCCUCUACCGCCGCAGCCGCUGAUCGAUCGGGGCAUCGCCGGCCGGGGACGACUGCUCGGAGUCCAUGGUGCCGUCCAGUAUGUGUAUUAUUUCACUAUUUCCCGUUGGCAUCCAUGAUCGUCCAUGUACGUGAUGAUGAAUGACGUCUAGUGUAGCUGAUUUGUUGAAGGGGAAAAUGUAGAGAUGAUGUGCUGCAUCGUGUGUAAACUACUGUUGUUUGUCUCACUCUCAGGUGUUUUCCGGACCAUCCAUCAUCGUUUAUUUGCCGUGUAUUUUCUGUAAAUGUCAGUCCUCGUUUCAUUAUC
Panicum hallii is the source of this 967-nucleotide messenger RNA. RefSeq names its product CASP-like protein 1D1. Lineage: Eukaryota; Viridiplantae; Streptophyta; Magnoliopsida; Poales; Poaceae. The coding region runs from base 115 to 684 and encodes 189 amino acids. The record is from RefSeq and is a predicted model, not a curated record. The transcript has 3 exons.